CUUUCUGUUUUUUCAGCAUUUAUUAUGAGAACUUACAUUUGCCAUAUUUGUAGUAUUACCUUUACAUCUUCAGAAAUGUUCCGGUCCCAUAUGCAAGGAAAUGAACAUCAAACUAAAGAAACCCUUGUUAUCAGUUUAGUGAAGAAUUCAAAGACACAAGAGACGGAAUGUGAAGAUUACAUUAACAUGCAGAAAGCCAGAGGACUACAGUCAAGCACUUGUUUCAGAAGGAUGGAAGAGAGCUCCUUGGAAACAUGUGGGUACAGAGAAGUAAUUGAUUUCAGACCGAGGCAUAGAGUGUUUGAGCAAAGAUUACCAUAUAAGACUUUCCAGACAUACCCAAUACAGUACAAUAUUUCACAAGCAAUGGAAAACCAGUUACCUCAUUACUUACCAGAUUAUUCACAAAAGAAGUAUGAUUCUUUUCAAGGUGAACUGGAAGAUUACAUGAAAGUGCAGAAAGCCAGAGGACAAGAGGAAAAAACUUGUUUCAGGAAGAUGGGAGGUAACUUUAUAGAAAGCCGUAAGUAUAGAGAAAUGGUUGAUUCUGGACCUAGACAUGAAAUGUUUGAACAAAGAUUUUCAUUUGAGACUUCUCAGACCUACCAAGGACCGUUCAAUAUUUCACCUGUGGAAAACCAGCCAUCAUCCUGUUGGUUACCAGCUCCUUCAAAGAGGACAUAUGACUCCUUCCAAGAUGAACUUGAAGAUUACAUCAAAGAGCAGAAAGCUAGAGGACUAGAGCCAAAGACUUGCUUCAGAAAGAUGGAAGAUAGCUCUAUGGAAACCCAUGGGUACAGAGAAAUGGUUGAUUUCAGACCUAGAAUGUUUGAGCAAAGAUGCGCAUUUGAGACUUCUCAGACCUACCCAGGAUCAUGCAAGAUUUCACAAGUAGUGGAAAAACAGUUGCCUCAUUGCUCAUCGGCUCAUGACAGCAAACAUAGAUCAGAUCCUGUGAACUAUUAUCAACAAACCAGAGACUGUUUCUCAGAAAAACCAGUACCCCUGAGCCUUAGUCAACAAGAAAAUAAUUCUGGCCCAUACAGUGUAGAAUCUGAAGUUUACAAGGACAUCUCUUCAGAAAACAAUACCAGUGACCAUCCAUCAGGUCAUAAGCGGAGACAUCAGAAGAGAAGGCGGCAUCAGGAAGAAGAAGAAAAGGCAGAGAAAGAGCAGUCCAAACAUAAAAGGAAAAAGAGUUAUGAGGAUGUAGAUUUAGAGAAAGACAAGAGCAUCCAGCAAAGGGAAAAAACCGUGGAUAAAAUCAGUGUCAGUUCAGGAAAGCUUAAGCAUCGAAAGAAAAAAAAAAGUCAUGAUGUAGCCUCUGAGAAAGUAGAGCGUAAGCACAGAAAAGAUAAGAAGAAACAUGCUGAAGAAAGGACAGAAGAGGAAAUGCUUUGGGAUGAGUCGAUUCUUGGAUUUUGA
Orycteropus afer afer is the source of this 1425-nucleotide messenger RNA. It is a transcript of the gene ZMAT1, whose product is annotated as zinc finger matrin-type 1. The record is from RefSeq and is a predicted model, not a curated record. Gene Ontology annotation, molecular function: nucleic acid binding; zinc ion binding. Lineage: Eukaryota; Metazoa; Chordata; Mammalia; Tubulidentata; Orycteropodidae.